This is a messenger RNA of Acomys russatus (golden spiny mouse), 1566 nucleotides long. RefSeq names its product leucine rich repeat containing 57 (gene Lrrc57). The record is from RefSeq and is a predicted model, not a curated record. Bases 52 to 681 code for a protein of 209 amino acids. The transcript has 5 exons. Gene Ontology annotation, molecular function: protein binding. Lineage: Eukaryota; Metazoa; Chordata; Mammalia; Rodentia; Muridae.
GGGAACUGGCGCGCGGAGUGAGGUGCACACGGCGAACGGUCGCGCGGCUUGAUGAUGUCACAGGGCGUUCCUGCCCGGGCGGAAGCCCUGGGAACGCGUCUCAGGCGAGCGCGGGUCCCCGUGUUUCCCUGGCGGAGCCUUCUCUGCACUGAGCGGGAAUUGAGCCGCGGCCCUAGGAUGGGAAACAGUGCCCUCCGUGCUCAUGUGGAAACAGCGCAGAAAACUGGGGUCUUUCAGCUUAAAGACCGUGGUCUGACCGAGUUCCCCUCAGAGUUGCAGAAGCUGACAAGCAACCUUAGGACCAUCGAUUUGUCCAACAACAAGAUCGACAGCCUACCGCCUCUACUAAUAGGAAAGUUCACCCUGCUGAAGAGCCUCUCUCUCAACAACAACAAACUGACUGUUCUACCCGAUGAAUUAUGCAAUCUGAAAAAACUAGAGACACUAAGUCUAAACAAUAAUCACCUGAGAGAGCUUCCGUCUACCUUUGGGCAGCUCUCGGCCCUGAAGACACUCAGCCUGUCUGGGAACCAGCUGGGAUCAUUACCGCCCCAACUCUGUAGCCUCCGGCAUCUGGAUGUAGUAGAUCUCUCUAAAAACCAGAUUAGGAGCAUACUCGACUCGGUCGGCGAGCUGCAGGCCAUCGAACUCAACCUCAACCAGAACCAGCUUCUUGGUUAACAUCUGUCUGGAGAAGCACUCUGCUCUAGACAUGAGGCAGCGAUGGAGACAUUUGAGACGAGGUAGCCUUUAGUUUUUAGCCUCUAUGCCCCCAUAUGUGUACUGCUCAGUAUAUUAAUAACUACACAUGGUAUUGCUGUGCUAGAUUGUAGUUGAUAUAAUAUUUGGUCUUUGAGGUGGGUUUUGUCUUUUCCCUGAGAUUUUUAGGAAAAAAACUGUCAUUGGGUAAGCACCAAGUAUUAGUUGAUGACUUAUUCCACACCCCUUGUUGCUGGACCGUAGAUGACCUUGGGAGUGUUAAAUUCAAUAAGCAAGAGGUCUAAGAAUCUGUAUUUUCAGUAAGAUGACCAGGGCUAGACAACAACUGAAAGGUACAGCAAUUGUAUAGCUAGAGAUUAGCAGACAGAACUGUUGAUACAAGUGAAAUAGUUUUAAGAAUGACUUUUUUAGAAGAUUUAUUUAUAGCCAGGAGUGUUGGUGCACGCCUUUAAUCCUUGGGAGGCAGAGGCAGGUGGAUUGCUGUGAUUUUGAGGCCAGUCUGGUCUACAAAGCAAGUCCAAGACAGCCAAGGCUACACAGAGAGACCCUGUCUCGAAAAAAAUUAUUUAUUUAAUGUAUAUGGAUAUUUUUACAUUACAUCUACACAUCAGAAAAAUGGCAUCAGACAGUUGUGAGCUGCCAUGUGGUUGCUGGGAAUUGAACUCAGGACCUUUGGAAGAGUAGUGAGUGCUCAACCACUGAGCCAUCUCUCCAGCCCCUAAGAAUGAUUUUUUUUAAAGGUUGAGAAUGUUAACUAUGAAGCAUUAGGGGUUUAUUUCUGCUUGAAAAUAAUUCUUAAGAAAUAAAAAGGGGCUAGGUGGUGAUGGUGCGCACCUUUCAUCCCAG